AUGACCAAAUUAACAAAGAAUCCUCCACCCGCCUACCCAGGCAAAUCCAACUCCAAUUCCCCCGGCUCUCUUCAGAACGCUGUGCCAUAUGAGAAUCUGCCACAGGGCACGCAGCCGCCCGUGCCCGUCACCACGGCUGUGUUACCCAGUUCCUACAAUGAUCCUCUGCCUGACACGAACCCUUUCUCCCCAAACUUCAACCCGGGCCCAGUAUCAAACGCUUCUCAGCAACCAAUGCUAUUCUCCCCCGUCUCGCCGAUUGCUGAAUCAGAGCCGAUUGAGCGCUCCGCGCAAGCACCAGUCCAAGCGCCGAAGCCUCAGAGACCCAAUGCCGAUCAAAGAAAAUCGGUCGACCUGCGCCGCCUCGAUGGAAAGCCAUACCCUGGAUCCAACCCUGCUCCCGAGAAAGAGAAGCCAAAGAUAGUCAAGGUCGCGAAGGAUAUGCACGAUGGUGCGCUGCCACCAGUAUACAAACGUCAAGCGUCCGAUCCCAUCAACCCCUCCGAGGUCGCAAGUGCUCUGUCAAAUACGCACAAGUGUGGGAAUUGUGGAAAGAAACAUGGUCAGAGUAAUGGCCACGGACACAGUUGCAAUCAAUGUGGGAAACGCAAGUCCAAUGCGCCAGAAUCGACUCCUCCCGCUUUUGCACCCGUUCCAAUGCCGACUGCGGCGACUCAUGCUCGGACUUUUUCCGAAGGGCAGGCGUCUCACGGCUCGUCGUCCAGACUGUCAGAAAGCACCGCGGGGCUUUCUGGUUCACCAAGCUCAUCAACUGGAACGCGGUGUUGCACGAAAUGUGGAAGGUACAAGCGACCAGCCCCAGUCCCUAACCCAUUCGACCAGCUCCGUCCAAAUGGUUCAGGUCCUGCAACCGCUCCAAUGCCCAUGGCGAACCACCCCGCCAUGAGACCAGGUCUCUCCAUCCAGCCAAAUGCGCCAGGAAACAACCCAGCGUAUCCCAAGAUCGACGUGAUUCCUCCCUCGGCCUCGACCUACAAAGCGGUCAACUCUCCCUUCUCAAACUAUGGAGAUGACUCUCCUCUUGUAAGCAAGGCAACCAAGCAAGAGUUCAAAUUAUUCCGUAAUUCUUCCCUUGCGCGCUCCCUGUCUCGUCGCCUCAGCAAGAAGGACAAGACCCCCGCUUCAGCGGCAGCAGCCCCUCUUCCAAGUCAACAACUCGCACGCCAAAGUGGCGAACAAAGUGCAGGCACUCUGAUCAACAUGAUCAGCACUGCCAUGCAGGGACCUGGCAAUGAGCGAGACCCCCAAUACUGCAAACUGACGGCCGGCGGUGAACCAGCAGAUCGUCCUCAGACUCCGUUUUCGUUCGUCGGCGGCAAGGACGAGCAAGAUGCUUUUGAGAUGGUUGACCUCCGUGACCGGACAUCGGUUUCCAGCCACGCCAGCCAGGAUAGCAUGAAAGAAGUGCUGGGACCUCAGAUCAGUGUGACACAAUCAGACAGCGAGUAUCAAACUGGUGUCCCAGACCACAUUGAUGUCAUUCCCCGAUCCAGGUCAGUCGAGGCACAGAGAGAUCAGCACUUGUCGGUGAAUGGCGCAGAAAACAGACCCCCCAUCACACGAUUCAAGAGCUUGAGACAGGGCGUGUCAAGAAUGGGCAGCGUCAGCCGCUCGACAAGCUUGAAGAGACUGGGCAGUUUGAAGACUGUGCACCAUGCUUGGUACGUUGAGGGGACUGAUGGUAAUAACGAAAACAUUGUUCCUGUCUUCUAG
Cladophialophora psammophila CBS 110553 is the source of this 1734-nucleotide messenger RNA. RefSeq lists its product as uncharacterized. The coding region runs from base 1 to 1734 and encodes 577 amino acids. The transcript has a single exon. Lineage: Eukaryota; Fungi; Ascomycota; Eurotiomycetes; Chaetothyriales; Herpotrichiellaceae. The record is from RefSeq and is a predicted model, not a curated record.